UUUAACAGUGCGAUUCAUCAAGAGAGUCAGAAUCACUGGAGUUCAGAGGAGACAACAGGCCCCUACAGCAUCAGAUGGUUUUAAUGAAUGCGGCCUUUUAAUGAUAUGCAGUUGUAAAAAGCUCUGAGUGAAAAUGAACGGGGAAAUGAAAGGGAAAAGCAUCUCAGCGGAUGUGACCCUAGGAAACAUGGACCUUGGAGAAAAGAUCAUCUCUGUAGGGAAAAACCCUUCCUUUGCCAGGAAGAUUGGCCUGAAUGAAGAUGAUCAGAUUGUUGCUGCUACCAUUCACUUGGACCAUCUUGCCAAAGAUGAUGCUUUAAAGUUGUUGAAGAUCCUCGUGCCCUAUGAUGACAAACUUGAGGUUAAAACCAAAUCCAGCAUCGUGCUUGAUGGUGAUCUCAAUGGACCUUCAUUGAACGGAAUUGAUGGUGGUGCAAAAUUUACCAUGCCAACAAUAGGCAUGUCGGGACCCCAAUUAAAAGGAGCAGGCUUGGAUGGUACUGUUCAGAGCCCUGAGCUUAGUGUCUCAGCACCAUCAGUUGAAUCCCCAGAUGUGUCUGUUAAUGUGGACCCACCAGAAGUCAACAGCAACGGGCUGAAAUAUAAGGCCCCUAAGUUUAAAAUGCCAAAUUUCAAAUCGUCAACAAAAAAGCCACAAGUUACAACCCCAGACGCAACUUUGACAGGCCCAAGCAUCAGUGCAAAUGUCGACACACCAAAGCUCAAUCUUCAACCUCCAGAUGUUGAUGUCACCUUACCAAAAGCUGAACUUGAGGGCCCAAAUCUGGAUAUAGAUACCCCAGAUGUUGACAUUGAGCCCCCAUCAGGGAAGUUCAAAUGGUUCACACUUCCAAAGCCAAAGUGGGGUCACCCUCGACCUAAGAUAGAAACCUCAGACAUUGACGUUUCUGGGCCAACAGUUAAAGCUGAUUUGGAUAUACCAGAUGCAGAGGUGAAUCUGCCCAAAGCUGAAAUUGAUGGUCCAGAUGUUGACAUUGAUUCACAAUCAAGCAAGUUCAAAUGGCUAAAAAUGAAGAAACCCAAGUUUAGGAAAAUUAAAGGACCAGAUGUGGAUAUUGAUGCAGAUGUUACAACACCAGACUUGGACCUUUCAGCACCAAAGAUUAAAGCUGAUGUGAACACGCCUGAUGUUGAUGUGAAAUUACCAUCAGCUGACAUAAAUGGUCCAGAUGUGGAUCUCAAAGCUCCUGAUGUUGAGGUAAACGCUCCAUCAGGGAAGAUAAAAUUUCCCACUCUAAAAAAGCCAAACUUCAAAAUCAAGCCAAAAGUGACCACUCCUGAUAUCGAUGUUGAUGCUGACAUUAAAGCUCCAAAUCUUGAAACACCAGAUGUCAAUGUAAGCCUUCCAAAUGCAGACAUUGAUGGCCCUGAUGUUGAUCUCAACGUGCCUGAUGUCAACAUUGAUCCCCCAAAAUCCAAGUGGAACUGGAAGAAGCCUAAACUGAACCUCUUAAAACCCAAAACACCAAGCCUGGAAGUUGAUGCUGAUGUAAAGGCACCUCAUCUUGAAGCGGGACUUGACCUGCCUGAUGGAGAUAUAGCUCUGCCUAAGGCAGACCUUACAGUACCUGAUGUGGACCUCAAAUCUCCAGACCUCAGCCUCUCUGCACCAAAUAUUAAAGGUGACCUCAAUGCUCCGACCCUGGAUGUUAAUCUACCUGAUGCAAGCCUUGAAGCACCAAAAGUGGAUCUAAAAGCACCAGAAGUUGACCUUGAUGCCCCAUCAGGCAAGUUCAAGCUGCCCCCAAUUAAAUGGCCAAAAUUCAACCUGUCAAAAGUUAAAACACCUGACAUUGAUGUUGAUGCAGAUGUAAAGACACCAGAUUUGGAUGUCUCCCUACCAAAGGUUGAGGCGGGACUUGAUGCUCCUGAAGUUGAUAUACAUUUGCCCAAAGCAGAUCUUAAUGUCCCAGAUGUCAAUCUCAAAGCACCUGACCUCAACCUUUCUGCACCAAAAAUCAAGGGAGAUCUAAACGCUCCAGCCCUAAAUGUUAACCUACCAGAUGCAAGUCUAAAAGCACCAGAGGUAAAUCUCAAAGCACCAGAAGCUGACAUUGAUGUUCCAUCAGGGAAAUUCAAAUUGCCUCAAAUUAAAUGGCCAAAAGUGUCUGGACCAAAGGCUAAUGUAGAUGUAGAUACACCAGACUUGGAUGUCUCCCUACCAAAAGUUGAAGCGAGACUUGAUGCUCCUGAAGUUGAUAUAAAUUUGCCCAAAGCAGAUCUUAAUGUCCCAGAUGUCAAUCUCAAAGCACCUGACCUCAACCUUUCUGCACCAAAAAUCAAGGGAGAUCUAAACGCUCCAGCCCUAAAUGUUAACCUACCAGAUGCAAGUCUGAAAGCACCAGAGGUAAAUCUCAAAGCACCAGAAGCUGACAUUGAUGUUCCAUCAGGGAAAUUCAAAUUGCCUCAAAUUAAAUGGCCAAAAGUGUCUGGACCAAAGGCUAGUGUAGAUGUAAAGACACCAGAUUUGGAUGUCUCCCUACCAAAGGUUGAAGCGAGACUUGAUGCUCCUGAAGUUGAUAUAAAUUUGCCCAAAGCAGAUCUUAAUGUCCCAGAUGUCAAUCUCAAAGCACCUGACCUCAACCUUUCUGCACCAAAAAUCAAGGGAGAUCUAAACGCUCCAGCCCUAAAUGUUAACCUACCAGAUGCAAGUCUGAAAGCACCAGAGGUAAAUCUCAAAGCACCAGAAGCUGACAUUGAUGUUCCAUCAGGGAAAUUCAAAUUGCCUCAAAUUAAAUGGCCAAAAGUGUCUGGACCAAAGGCUAGUGUAGAUGUAGAUACACCAGACUUGGAUGUCUCCCUACCAAAAGUUGAAGCGGGACUUGAUGCUCCUGAAGUCGAUAUAAAUUUGCCCAAAGCAGAUCUUAAUGUCCCAGAUGUCAAUCUCAAAGCACCUGACCUCAACCUUUCUGCACCAAAAAUCAAGGGAGAUCUAAACGCUCCAGCCCUAAAUGUUAACCUACCAGAUGCAAGUCUGAAAGCACCAGAGGUAAAUCUCAAAGCACCAGAAGCUGACAUUGAUGUUCCAUCAGGGAAAUUCAAAUUGCCUCAAAUUAAAUGGCCAAAAGUGUCUGGACCAAAGGCUAGUGUAGAUGUAGAUACACCAGACUUGGAUGUCUCCCUACCAAAAGUUGAAGCGGGACUUGAUGCUCCUGAAGUCGAUAUAAAUUUGCCCAAAGCAGAUCUUAAUGUCCCAGAUGUCAAUCUCAAAGCACCUGACCUCAACCUUUCUGCACCAAAAAUCAAGGGAGAUCUAAACGCUCCAGCCCUAAAUGUUAACCUACCAGAUGCAAGUCUGAAAGCACCAGAGGUAAAUCUCAAAGCACCAGAAGCUGACAUUGAUGUUCCAUCAGGGAAAUUCAAAUUGCCUCAAAUUAAAUGGCCAAAAGUGUCUGGACCAAAGGCUAGUGUAGAUGUAAAGACACCAGAUUUGGAUGUCUCCCUACCAAAGGUUGAAGCGGGACUUGAUGCUCCUGAAGUUGAUAUAAAUUUGCCCAAAGCAGAUCUUAAUGUCCCAGAUGUCAAUCUCAAAGCACCUGACCUCAACCUUUCUGCACCAAAAAUCAAGGGAGAUCUAAACGCUCCAGCCCUAAAUGUUAACCUACCAGAUGCAAGUCUGAAAGCACCAGAGGUAAAUCUCAAAGCACCAGAAGCUGACAUUGAUGUUCCAUCAGGGAAAUUCAAAUUGCCUCAAAUUAAAUGGCCAAAAGUGUCUGGACCAAAGGCUAAUGUAGAUGUAGAUACACCAGACUUGGAUGUCUCCCUACCAAAAAUUGAGGCAGGACUUGAUGCCCCUAAUGUAGGUUUAACAUUACCUAAAGCAGACCUUACUACGCCAGAUGUGGAUCUAAAAGCACCAGACCUGAAUAUCUCUGCACCAAAGAUUGACAGUAGUGUAAGUGUGCCAAAAGCAGAUCUUACAGGACCAGAUGUAGAUUUGAAGGCUCCAAGUAUAGAUGUUGAAGCUACUUCAAGUAAAAUAAAAAUGCCUCACUUUAAGCUACCUAAAUUCAAUCUAACAGGACCAAAGGUGAAAACACCCAGUGUUAAUGUACCAGACAUUAAUGUUCCAUCACUUGAUGCCCCAACAGUUACAGCUGAUGGGCCUAGUCUUGACUUGACAGCUCCAGAUAUCACAGCACCCAAACUUGAGGGUAGUAUCACUGCUCCAGAUGUUCAUCUGAACUUGCCAAAUAUGGAUGUCAAAGCCCCUAAAGUAGAUCUUAAUGUUCCUGAUGUCAACGUUGAUACAGACUUGAAAACACCAGAUUUCAAGGCAGACACUGAGGGUCCAGAUGUGGACUUGAAAGUUCCAGACCUGGAUGUCGAUCCCCCUUCAGGAAAAUUCAAAAUGCCCCAUUUCAAAUUGCCUAAAUUUGGUUUAUCAACCCCAAGGGUGAAACGGCCUGAUGUGGAUGUGGAUGUGAAAGCACCUGAAGUGGAUGUUGAUGUUCCCAAAGUUGAGGCAGACCUUACUGCUCCAGAAGUCAAAACUGAGGUCAGUGCUGAUAUCAAGGGCCCUGAGAUUGAUGUGGAUGCACCUGAUGUCAGUGUUGAUGCAUCAAAGCCAAAGUCCAAAUUCCACACUCUCAAGAGGCUGUUUAGAAGAGGAGAAGAAGGCCCUGAUGUUGAGGUAGAUGGAGAUGUAGGCACUGACAUUAAAUUGCCAGAGGGAGAUAUACCAUUGUUCAAAACACACAGACUACCACAAUGCACCAUUCAGAAAGCAUUGGAGUUCCCUGGAGCUGUAGACCUGCACAGUGACCCUGUUAAUCCUGAAUUGAAAACCCUGAUUAGAGGAAUCAGUACUCCUAGUCUGAAUAGCCAGGGGCAGCAAACCGGACCAAUUGACAUCAAAGAAAGGUUGAGAUUAUUUGCUUCACGGUCAUCAUUAGACAGAAGCCUGGAUGAUUCAUCCCCUGUAGGAGCUCAAGUGAAUGCGCCCUCCCUUGAGGUCUCCCCACCAACAGAGGUCAGUUUCAGUGCCCCAGCAUUGAACAUUGAAGUAAAUGGAGAUGGUGAUAGCCCAACAAAAGUCAAACGAGGAACAUUCAAAGUGACAAAGCCCGAAUGUGACAAAAGCAUCCCUGUGAUUAACAUGUCUGGAAAGGAUGAGAAUAAAAAAAUAUCAAUAAGUCUCUCCAAUAUGCUUGGCCUUCCCACGAAGUAUGACUCUGAUGGAGAUUCCUAAAUAUCUGUGGAGCUCUUGUAUCAUAUUUAAGUCAACUGAUUUAUACACUAAGAAUAAUAUAAUGAUAUAACAUAUUGAAAGCUUACAACAAAGUUAGAGUAGGAUGGAUUGAGUUUUUAAUACUGUAAGUAAUGUUAUGUAAAGUAUAUUGUGAAUGUGAUAUCAUGUUAAUAUAUGCUACUUCCCAUAUACUGUGAUUAUGUGUGUGAAGAUAUGUAUGUAUGUCUGUGUGUGUGUGUGUGUGUAUGUGUGCGCAAUGCGCAUGUGUGUCUACAUUUGAGUUAGAUGAGAUAAACUAUGAAAUCCAGUUUCUACA
Molecule: messenger RNA, 5528 nt
Organism: Alosa sapidissima (American shad)
Lineage: Eukaryota; Metazoa; Chordata; Actinopteri; Clupeiformes; Clupeidae
Product: neuroblast differentiation-associated protein AHNAK
Exons: 5
Coding region: 134-5212 (1692 amino acids)
Biological process (GO): regulation of RNA splicing
Cellular component (GO): cytoplasm; nucleus
Source: RefSeq, a predicted model, not a curated record